Molecule: messenger RNA, 2144 nt
Organism: Coffea eugenioides
Lineage: Eukaryota; Viridiplantae; Streptophyta; Magnoliopsida; Gentianales; Rubiaceae
Product: clathrin interactor EPSIN 1
Exons: 12
Coding region: 180-1889 (569 amino acids)
Biological process (GO): endocytosis
Cellular component (GO): clathrin vesicle coat; endosome; plasma membrane
Molecular function (GO): phospholipid binding; clathrin binding
Source: RefSeq, a predicted model, not a curated record
AGUCUCUAUCUCAUCGUCACCGGGUUACAUUCUCGGAGAAAUUUAAAUCUAACAAUACAUAGCUAAUUAUUACUUUAAAAAUAUUACUUUAUAUAAAACCGAAUUGUUUUUCUGGCAUUCGUUUUACAGACUCAAAGGUGCUUUUAUUCAUCGUAAUAAUAAUUACCUAUAUCUAAGCCAUGGAUUUCAUGAAGGUCAUUGACCAAACCGUCCGCGAAAUAAAGAGGGAGGUCAAUUUGAAAGUUUUGAAAGUUCCUGAAAUCGAGCAGAAGGUGUUGGAUGCGACUGAUGAUGAACCUUGGGGUCCUCAUGGUACUGCAUUGGCUGAGAUUGCACAGGCGACAAAAAAAUUCUCCGAGUGUCAGAUGGUUAUGAAUGUUAUAUGGACAAGAUUGGCUGAAACUGGCAAGAAUUGGCGUUUCGUUUACAAGGCAUUGGCUGUUAUAGAGUAUUUAGUGGCACAUGGAUCUGAACGUGCAGUUGAUGACAUAGUAGAACAUACUUUCCAAAUUUCAUCUCUUGCAAGUUUCGAGUAUGUGGAGCCAAGUGGGAAGGAUGUGGGAAUUAAUGUGAGAAAGAAGGCAGAAACUAUUGUGACUCUUUUGAAUGACAAAGACAAGAUUCAAGAGGUCAGAAAUAAAGCUGCUGUCAACCGUGAUAAGUACUUUGGCCUUUCAUCAACUGGAAUUACGUACAAAUCAGGCUCUGCAUCAUUUAGUAGCGGCAGCUUUCAAAGUGGUGAUCGCUAUGGUGGUUUUGGCAGUACAAAAAAUGGUGAUUCAUUUAGGGAUAGUUACAAGGAUAGAGAUAGGUAUGAUGAAGAUAAGUUUGAGCAAAGCACUUCUGUCAAACCACAUCGAGAUUCUGAAAGCAGUCAGGGGAACACCUCAAGAAAGGGUUCUUCUCGUCAUGGCAGCAGCAAGGGUCAAGAAACAAAGUCAGCUGAUGUGUUAAGGACAACAAAGAACACAGAUGAGCAUGACAAAUAUGCUUCAAUGCCCCAAGGUUCUAGUCAUUUGACGAACAAUGAUGAUGAUGAAUUUGAUGAUUUUGAUCCUCGAGGGACUUCUAGUGCUAAGCCUUCUACUGGUACUUCUCACCAAGUGGAUCUAUUUGGGCAAGACCUAUUAGGUGACUUUAUGGAUGCUCCAACCCCAGCUUCCACAGAGAAGUCUACCACAAAAGCCGAUCAGUCAGAUGUUGAUUUAUUUGCUGAUGCUACCUUUGUAUCUGCAACAUCCCCUACGGAAGCGAUUUCUAGUUCUGGUGGUCAGAAAAGUGUUGAUCUAUUUGCCUCCCAGCCUGCUCCUUCAUCUGCGGUUUCUUCAACUGUUGAUUUUUUUGCUGCACCAGAUCCAGUCACAGUCACUCAAUCUGAUGCAAAGUCCACAAACCAGAUGACCAGCAGUGCAGUUGACCCAUUUGCUGCAGUUCCUCUGAACAAUUUUGAUGCUUCUGAUCCUUUCGGUGCAUUUGCCCAAAAUCCUGCUAAUGAUAGCAGCCCUAGCAGCUUAAAUGGUACUCCUUUAGAUAAGCCUGGCAGUCAAAGCAACUUGAAUGGAUCUUCUGUCGAUAGCAAGCCACCACCGAAGAAGGAUGGAUUUCAAGUUAAAUCUGGAAUAUGGGCAGAUUCUCUGAGUCGUGGUAUAAUUGAUCUCAAUAUAGCUGCACCCAAGAAGGUCAACCUAGCAGACGUUGGGAUUGUUGGUUUAACUGAUGGAUCAGAAGAAAAGGAGAAGGGUCCUCCCCCUUCGUUCUACAUGGGAAGAGCCAUGGGUACGGGAUCAGGCCUUGGUAAAUCUGGUUUCCCUUCGGCAUCAUCUGAAGGAGACGAUUUUUUCUCCAGCUUGAGCAGCCAACAAUAUCAAUUUGGCGGGUUCAAAAAGUGAUUUCCGUUUUCUGAUUUGCAAAAAGAUCCAAUAUGAGCUUAUUCUUUUGUGAAUUUUUUUUUUUUUUUUAAAAACAGAAGUAUGAAUUUGAUGGUGCUAUUAUAUAUACAAUUUUUAGCGCCAGUAUAUGAACAUACGGUAUUCAUCUUCUGCGGAUUAUAGUUCUGUUCAAGUGUCUUCCGUCAUUGUCUGUAGAGUUGUAUGGAAUAUUCUGAGGCCUUGACUACCAGUUUAAUCGAGGAAUCCCUUUGAUCC